This is a messenger RNA of Coccidioides immitis RS, 1100 nucleotides long. Its product is annotated as short chain dehydrogenase. Lineage: Eukaryota; Fungi; Ascomycota; Eurotiomycetes; Onygenales; Onygenaceae. Bases 1 to 996 code for a protein of 331 amino acids. The transcript has 2 exons. The record is from RefSeq and is a predicted model, not a curated record.
AUGUCUCGCUAUGCGGAGGUCCACAAACAACCGGCGGGUCCAGGAGACGCCCGGCCGACUGCCUUGCAAGUAAUCGAAGAUGAAGGUUUAGAAGGAAACAUGAAAGACAAGGUUUUUCUAAUCACUGGCUGUUCGUCAGGAAUCGGCAUCGAGACCGCCCGCGCGAUCGCGGCAACCGGCGCCCGGGUUUUCCUAGCCGUGAGAGAUCUUACCCGGGGACGAACAGCCUGCGAAUCUUUCCUUGAGCCGGGUCGCGUCGAGCUCCUACAGCUGGACACGAGCUCACUCUCCUCCGUGAAAGCCGCUGCCUCGAACUUCUUGGAGAAAUCUCAAACCCUCAACGUGCUUAUCUGCAACGCAGGCAUCAUGAUGAUACCCACAUACGAGGAGUCUGCGGAUGGGUUUGAAAUCCAACUCGCGACCAACUAUCUGGGCCACUUCUUGCUCUUCUGGCUCCUGAAGGAGGCCAUGCUCAAGGCCUCCACUCCUGACUUCAACUCGCGUCUCGUCAAUGUAUCGAGCAGCGGCCACCACGCGUCGGAAGUACAGUUUGAGGAUAUUAAUUUUCACCGAGGGGGAGCGUAUGCGCCUAGCAAAGCCUAUGGCCAGAGCAAGCUUGCGCAGAUUUAUAUGGCCAACUAUGUCGACCGGCAUUAUGGGCCUGCUGGCCUUCACGCGCUGAGCUUGAUGCCUGGGGGGAUUUUUACGAACUUGCAAAAGCAUGUGCCGCAAGAGAUCAAGGAUGGUUGGACAUCAAACCCUGAGAUCAUGAUGGUUUUAAAGAGUCACGAGCAGGGCGCAGCAACAACGGUGGUGGCGGCAGUGGCAAAGGAGUGGGAAGGCCGGGGUGGAAAGUACUUGGAGGAUUGCGAGGCCUCCAGUCCGGAGGCCCUAGUGCAAGGCUUUCGGGGAUUCAAGGAGUACGCCUUUGAUGAGGGCAAGGAGGAACGGCUGUGGGAACUUACGCUUGACAUGCUCGGACUUGCAGAAGCAUAAUUCAGGGUGUGAAGUCGGGGAUUGACCAGCUAGCUCGAUAGUAAAUGCGUCUUGGUAUAGGCAAUUUCAAAUGAUGUGAAUGAAUUGGCAUAACAACAUUGGAA